This is a messenger RNA of Symbiodinium pilosum, 819 nucleotides long. The record is from the annotation of a GenBank genome assembly. NCBI's taxonomy places the organism in Eukaryota, Dinophyceae, Suessiales, Symbiodiniaceae.
AUGCUUCGCAUAUGCCGGAUGUCAGGACAGGAGCUGCCGACAAUCAGCAUGGAGGGGAUUUCGGAUGUGCGAGAUUUGAAAGCUUGUCUUUGCAGUCUUCACGGCUUUCCUAUGUGCAUGCAACAGCUGCUGCACAAUGGCAACUGUUUGGACGAUUGCACCAAGCUAGAUGCCCCAAUCGACUUGCAAUUAGUCCUUCUUGCCCUUUCCACGGAAGUGCAGCAGCGGGGGGCUGUAACCGAGCUUUUCAAAGCUUGCAUGGAAGGUAACCUGGAGGUCGCAAGGCUGCUUUUGGAAGCAGGUGCAGAAACGAUGGAUCUCCAAAACCGCACAGCCCUCAUGCUCGCAGUUGAGCAUGGCCACAUGGAGAUCAUACGGCUGCUUUUGGAAGCUGGGGCUGACACGGACGCGCAGGGUCCCGACGGAACAGCCCUCACGCUGGCGGCUUCGACUGGCAAGGUAGAGAUCGCACCGCUGCUUUUGGAAGCUGGUGCUGACAAGGACCUGCAUAAUUACAAUGACAACACAGCCCUCAUGGUCGCAGCAAAGAAUGGCCAAGUGGAGAUCACGCGCCUGCUUUUGGAAGCCCAUGCCAACAAGGACGCCCAUUCUCACGUUGGCGUCACAGCCCUCAUGCUCGCGGCUGCGCAUGGCCACAUGCAAAUCACACGGUUGCUUUUGGAAGCUGGUGCUGACAAGGACCUGCGGUGUGAGGGGGGCCGGACUGAGACUGCCCUCAUGCUCGCAGCUGAUUCUGGCCACAUGCAAAUCGCACGGUUGCUUUUGAAGGCUGGUGCUGACAAGGACCUGCAUAAUUGA